This is a messenger RNA of Drosophila elegans, 1591 nucleotides long. RefSeq lists its product as uncharacterized. The transcript has 3 exons. Lineage: Eukaryota; Metazoa; Arthropoda; Insecta; Diptera; Drosophilidae. Gene Ontology annotation, molecular function: oxidoreductase activity. Bases 278 to 1510 code for a protein of 410 amino acids. The record is from RefSeq and is a predicted model, not a curated record.
GUCCCACUAAAUUGCAUAAACAAAUAAAGCUGUUACUGAAUUUGCAGCUAUAUAUUUUGAAGCCACUUUACGCGCCAAUAGCCGGCUUAGGAUGACUAUUGGUUGGGGUGUCUGCGGCAGUUGCAGUUCAGUUCUCUGACUGCUCCGAUCCCAAACAGCAGUGCAUCACAUUCAACGUCUCCUUUAGUGGGUGUAAAAUGUUUAUGCACAUAACGAGCUUAACAAGUGCAUUCGCUAAAUAGUUUAACAAGCAAUAAUAGAGCCGACAUGCAGGUUGAUGGAUCGAACAGUAGCAGCUCAACCGAAUUCCCCGACCCCACAGAGCGUGAAACGUCUCGUUUUCUUUGGUCACCACUUUCCAGGGGACAGUGGGAAAAUGCAGACGGCGUCGCACUCCAAAGAUGGGCAUAAACCAGCCAGGGAAGUGGAGCAGCUCCUGGACCUCAGUGAUCCCGAGGAUUACCUGGCGCACUUGCUGAAGGAUGGCAGCCAGGAGGGCGACAGUGGGGCGGAUCUGGAGCUGCCUUCAUGGUACGAUGAGCAGCUAUUUAGGCGUGGUCAGAGCUACUUCAGCAAAUAUCGCUUUGUGAUGAACGCCGGAAUGCUGGCAGGUCUGAUUGCAGUGCUAGCUGUUCCCUCGAUUCUCCGAGUGCUCUCGUGCACCCGCCAAUCCUCGACAGCGUUCACCGCCUACCGCCGCUAUGUGCGCACUAUUUUCCACACGCAAACCUGGUACAACCACAACAUUGCGGACCGGGCGAGCAGGUUUUGGACCAGUAUUGCGGCUGUCCGGCGGGCACACAGCCGCUCCAGUCACGCCUGUGCCCGCCAAGGAGCUGGGCAGAUCACCCAGAAGGACUUGGCCCUGACCCAGUUCGGAUUCAUCGGCUUCAUAACGAUGGGUGCACAUCGCAUACAGUUGAAUGAUCAGGAUUUUCUGGAGGCCACCUCGCACAUGUGGCGUGUGCUGGGCCAUCUGCUGGGCAUCAAGGACGAGUACAACAUCUGCGGCAAGAACUGGGCGGAGUCAAAGCCUCGUUUGGAAAUUGUCAUGCGAAAGGUCUAUGAACCAGCUUUGGGGAACACCAGCGAUGAUUUCUACCGGAUGACGGAGGCCCUGAUCAACGGACUGUGGCAUAUGAACACCAUGUUCUCAGUGGACGCCAACAUAUUCUUCGCCAAGCGGCUGGCCUGCGUGAAGGGCUACGAGUACUAUAGCUUCGAUCAUGAAAACGGAGUGCAGCAGGAUCCCGAGCAGAGACUGCACUACUACGACAUGGGAUGGUGGAAUCGAUUCAUCGUCAGCUACGGCCUGUUCCUGGUCACCUAUCUGCACAGGUACGCCCUGGUGCGAUGGUACUUGAACUUCCGCGUCUGGCUGAUCGACGUGCUGACUUAUUACUUGCCCUACAUGGCCAUUUGGAAGUUUGGCUUCAAGUCCGCCUACGUGCGUAUUUUCCGAAACGGAGGGGAGGCCCAAGACUUUACAGUGGGCUUUAAAAACGAUUAGAUUGUGUUGUUUUGUGAGAUUUAGUCAGUAGGUAAUUUAUCAAUAAAUACCCAAUGCAAUUGUGGCAAUAAGGAGACUCAA